GUUGCAAAACCAGCCCAUAGUUAAGUUCCUUAUACUUUGCCGCAACACAGCAAGGAAUCGUUUCAGUUUAUGGUUGUAUUACAAAAUUCGGGACAACUCCGGGAAAAUGGAGAUACUCCGAUGCAAAUGGCCGAGUUAGAGAAGAAAGAGGAAGAAGAGGAGACCGAGUUAGAGAAGAAAGAGGAAGAAGAGGAGGGAAAGCCCCGAGAGAGAUGGGGUAACCACAUGGAGUUCCUACUGGCUGCUAUUGGUUUUGCUGUGGGUACUGGCAACGUUUGGAGGUUUCCAUAUCUAGCACAGAAAAAUGGAGGCGGAGCUUUUCUCCUUCCGUAUGCGAUCAUGUUAUUGGUUGAAGGGCUACCUCUGUUCUAUCUAGAACUGGCUUUAGGCCAGAAAAUGCAAAUGGGAUUUAUAAAAAUAUGGACAAGUAUUCGACCUUACUUUAAGGGUAUUGGUAUAGGCCAGUUAAUCGUUUGUUUACAAAUGACAGCCUAUUUUCCUAUGGUGAUGACCUGGUGUAUGUACUAUUUCUACUUGUCAUUCUCGAGUCCCCUUCCGUGGCAAGAGUGUGCGGAUAAAAACGAUAUGUGUUGUAUGAACGACUCUGCCGCGCACCUGUGGUACGAAUCAAGCCUUCAAGCGACCCCAAGUAUUGAUGAUACGGGAGAGUUUAUCCCGGCAAUAGCUGGCUGUUGGUUCAUUGGAUGGGUCCUUACUUACAUGUGUUUGUUUAAGGGUAUACAGUCGAGUGGUAAAGCAGCGUACUUCACAGCUACAUUCCCUUACGUAGUACUCAUAGCACUGUUCAUCAGAGGUGUCACUCUGGAAGGAGCAGGUAAUGGUAUUAAAGUGUUUUUCACACCCGAUUUUGAGAAACUGCUGGAUCCUUUUAUUUGGAUGGAUGCUGCUGGUCAGAUUUUUUACAGUAUUGGUGUAGGAUUUGGAGCUAUAAUCUGUUUCGGGUCCUACAACCCGGUAAAGAACAACUGCUCGCGAGAUGCCCUGAUCAUUUCCUUAGUCAACUGUGGGACUUCUGUUUUUGCUGGCAUAGUGGUGUACUCUGUCCUCGGGUUUAGAGAGGCAAAAUUAGGAAUCCCAGUCGAGGACAUGACGGGGGGUCCAGGUCUCGCUUUCAUCGCCUACCCUACAGCAGUAGCAGAGAUGCCGUUAUCUCAGAUGUGGGCAGCUGCCUUCUUCUUUAUGAUGAUUCUCCUUGCUAUAGACUCGGAGUUUGGGGUCAUUGAGGCUUGUGUUGGACCUUUACAGGAUUACCCUUUCUUCCGUCAAGUUAGAAAAGAGAUUCUGUGUCUACUGGUGUGUCUAUUUCUUUGUCUAGUUGGACUACCCAUGUGUACCCAGUCGGGACUGUAUGUCUUUGUUUUGUGGGAUACCUUCUCCGUGGCUCUCCCUCUCCUCUUUAUAGGUGUAGCGGAGUGUAUAGCUAUAGGGUGGUUCUACGGAUUGGAUAAAAUCUGUGAUGAUAUAGAGUAUAUGACGGGGUCCCAGCCGCACGUCUACUGGAAAAUCUGCUGGAAGUUCGUAUCACCUGCAGUCAUUACAAUAAUUCUGAUAGCGAGUCUUGUGAAAACGUGUCUGAACCCACCGCAGUACACCACAUACGUGGGGUGCGACCCCCUAAACCCCACCGGUUCUAAAGACUGGACCAAGGACGUGCCCUUCACUUGGUGGUCCCAGAUUCUGGGUGCUGUGAUGGUCAUGCUACCAGUUCUUCCCAUGCCUCUCUUUGCAGCUUGGCAUUUCCUGAGCGAACGUUUUUUUAGUGGUGAUAGGAACUGUGAAGUGAUCCAAUUCCAUGUACCUUAGUUUUAUAUUUUUAAUGGCCAGGUAGCGCAGUUGGUUAGAGCACCAGCUUUGCAAUCGUGAGGUUGCGAGUUCGAAUACCACUGUCUGCCUGGUCGUGGGGUGAGCGUUGUCGACGUUCUGCAUAAGGAUCCCAUAGAAUUUAUGCAGCCUCCCGGUCCACUCAGCCAAAUGCUCGAUAAAUCGUGUUUUAGGAAUGGGGGGCUGUGCAAUGUAAUACAGCGAAAAUCAAAAACUUUAAUAGAUGGUUACCGCAAUGGGUGCCACAUGCCUGGCAUAAUAUUUACAUGCUUACUUGCACUUGUGUAAGUCAGUAGAUAUCGGGCGUUGCCUGCUACAGGCUAUCCCGAAACUAGAAGUAUGAUUUAAUAAAUAAUAAUAAAUAAUUAGUUUUAUAUUUUUACAGUUUUUUAAUAUUAACGAUUGUUGGUUUUUAAGGGGGUAUUAUUAAAAUUAAUAUCUGUCUCCAAUAUGUAUACUCUCCACAUGUGUUUGAUAUUUU
Messenger RNA from Bolinopsis microptera, 2323 nucleotides. Its product is annotated as sodium- and chloride-dependent GABA transporter 1-like. The record is from RefSeq and is a predicted model, not a curated record. Bases 70 to 1824 code for a protein of 584 amino acids. The transcript has 13 exons. Gene Ontology annotation, cellular component: plasma membrane. Lineage: Eukaryota; Metazoa; Ctenophora; Tentaculata; Lobata; Bolinopsidae. Gene Ontology annotation, biological process: sodium ion transmembrane transport.